This is a messenger RNA of Dictyostelium discoideum AX4, 162 nucleotides long. RefSeq lists its product as hypothetical. The coding region runs from base 1 to 162 and encodes 53 amino acids. The record is from RefSeq and is a predicted model, not a curated record. NCBI's taxonomy places the organism in Eukaryota, Evosea, Eumycetozoa, Dictyosteliales, Dictyosteliaceae. The transcript has 2 exons.
AUGAUCGCCCAACCUUCUCAUAAUGACUCUGACACUGAGAAUGAACAAAGUGAAGAUGAAUCAAGUAACAAUGUCGAUGUUCCAACCGAUUAUCAAUUAUCCGAUACCUUACUUGGUCAGUACAAACAUAUGGUAAACAAUCAAGGUUUACUCGUCAAAUAA